AUGCUUGGCAAGCAAUUGUGGCGGGUACUCCAGCAGCCACAGAGUCUUGUGGCUCGUGUUUAUAAGGCGAAAUACUUCCCAUCUUGUGAUAUUUUACAGGCCUCUCUUGGGGAUCACCCCUCGUUCGCGUGGAGGAGUUUAUUGCAUGUCAUCAAUGCACUACGGUAUGGGUUUCAUUGGCGGCUUGGAAUAAAUAGUGUCGUUCCCAUGCACGGUGCCCGUUGGGGUGGUGUUUUUCCGGUACAGUUUGAGACCAAUUAUAUGGAUAAUACCGCCCAGCCGGUGUUAUGUGGGGACUUUAUGAUUCUGGAUGCUCUUUCUUGGAAUGGCCCGCUCGUUCAACAAGUCUUUACGGCUGCUGAUGCGGAAGCGAUACUUCAAUGUGUUAUCUCCCCCAUCCAUUCCAAUAUUCGUAUGUUUGGCUGGCGCGCUGCUCAUGAGGCUCUUCCAGUUGGAUGUCGACUCGCCCAUGUUGAUGCUUCGAAAGUCAGCUGCUGCUUAUGCGGUUAUCCGGAUGAAACGGUCACCCAUGCUCUGCGGGAUUGCUCGAUGGUCUCUCCAAUCCUGGCAGCAGCUGGUUACGAUUGCCGGUCGGACACAAGGAGUUUCUCUUCCUUUGGUGCUUGGUUAGAGAAUAUGAUACUCAACUUGACGGUCCAACGAUUCGUUUCACUAUUGGUUUUGCUGUGGAAGAUUUGGCACGGUCGGAAUUUAUAUUUUCAUGAAGGACGCUUAUUACCUGGGUGGCAGUUAAUCGCUUCGGCCGAUGCUCUUCAGUCGGCUUUUUCAGCUGCGAUGGUAGCGUCUUCUUCUUUGUCAUCACCGUUGCAUUCGGAACUCUCUUUUCAAAGAUGGCAGAAACCACCGGUUGGUACCUUUAAAAUUAACGUAGAUGGGGCUUGUCCCCGUUUCCCAGCAUCUACAUCUAUCGGAGUUCUUGUUCGGGACAGCGCUGGAUUAGUCGUGGCGGGUGAAGCUUUACCAGUUGAGGCGACACGUUCGGCUGGAGUUGUUGAAGCUUUGGCGCUUUGGCAAUGGACUUAG
Hibiscus syriacus is the source of this 1044-nucleotide messenger RNA. RefSeq lists its product as uncharacterized. Lineage: Eukaryota; Viridiplantae; Streptophyta; Magnoliopsida; Malvales; Malvaceae. The coding region runs from base 1 to 1044 and encodes 347 amino acids. The record is from RefSeq and is a predicted model, not a curated record. The transcript has 2 exons.